This is a messenger RNA of Colletotrichum acutatum, 1780 nucleotides long. RefSeq lists its product as uncharacterized. Bases 195 to 1643 code for a protein of 482 amino acids. The record is from RefSeq and is a predicted model, not a curated record. The transcript is spliced from 2 exons. Lineage: Eukaryota; Fungi; Ascomycota; Sordariomycetes; Glomerellales; Glomerellaceae.
UUGGGUGUAAGUCCCCUCCUUCGAAUAAGCUGUAUUGGCAUGUGCCUGAUACAUACACUGAGAAGCGGCCUGCCAUCACCUUUCGUCACAACCGUCACAACAACAUCAGCAUCAAGCAGCAUCCAUUAGCAUCCCGACUUCGAAACAGAGUUCCAUCAAAUUCUACUGGUUCCAAUGACGGUUCUAUUCCUUGGAUGGUGGAGUCAGGCAAUGGUGUGGACUUCUCUCCUUUGAUGCGACAUCCAAGUGAUCCUACUUGUUUUGAAGACUACGUCUAUCGCGAUAAACCGAUGAUAGGCCUGCAAGUCACCACGUUCAACGACGCGACUUUGGUAUCAGUAGGCUUCUCUCACAUCAUGUGGGACUGCAUGGGGCUUAAAGAUCUCUUUGACGCAUGGUCUCUCACUCUACAGGGACGCCAUGGCGAGGUCAUCCCGUUGAUUGGGACCGAUCCUCUUGGAUCUUUCGGUACCUCACCUGAGUCAUCCAAGACGAUAUCAAAGGACGACGCAAGCAAGUCAGCAGCAUCCACUUUCCCUCCCGAGCAAUACCAGCACAUCAAAAGACAACUUGGAGUUGUUCAACUCGUUACGCUAGGUCUUCGGCAAGCAAUCGACAAGCUUCUAAACAGAAACGCGCUUGAAGAGUUCAGGACAGUAUGUGUGCCCGCAGCAUAUGUCAAGUCUUUGCGCAAAGACGCACUACAAGCUCUCAACGCCGAGACUGCUGGUUUGUCCAGCCUUCAAAAGCUGGAGAAGGGCCAUAAGUCUCAAUUUACUCCGAAUGCCACGUUUCUGAGUGAUGGCGAUGUGCUUUGUUCAUGGUGGACACGCAACAUCAUCAACUCGCGCAUUCGCAAUCCCACCAAGAGCCGCAAAACCAUUGCUGUCCUAAACAUGAUGGGUCUGCGUGGCGUUCUGGCACAAGCAGGACGAUUGCCCGAGAAAGGUGCACUGGUUGGUAACGCAAUCUUGCCUAUUCCUGCCCUACUGCCCACGCGAGAUCUUGUUAGAAAAGGUCCACUGGGCUUUGGCCGUGUUGCAAAGGCACUGAGAGAGGCUAUCGCGCAGCUGAGCACGAGGCCGCAGGUUGAAGCUCUCUUAGCACUGCAGCGGCGUGCACAUGGGGAGGAGGUUGAUAAGAACGCCAACAAGAAAAAGCCGGGCAACGGCAAAGCUGGACUGCCUGCUCUCUUCGGCGAUGCGGGCAUGCACAUGGUUGUGUGUACUAACUGGACCAAAGCCGAGUUCUUCAACGUUGACUUCUCCGUCGCGGUGGUUGACGAGAUUGGUUGUGAUGGGCUCUUCGAAAAUGAGCGUGCUUGUCUAUCGGAGACUUCAUCCAAGGAUGCUGGCACUGACAGUGGCACUGCAAUGAAGAGCGCCAUGGGAUGUGAUGGACUCUGGGAGACUGAGCAUGCGUCACGUUCGUCUGUCGCUCUUCACACGGAUGCUGCUGUUGCUCCUCGUGUGGUAACAAAGCCGACUGGCGUUCACAUGCACUUAAUCACGGCAGGUACUCCUGCAUUUCUGAUGAGUAUAUUUACGAUCUUGGGCCGCGAUGCCAAGGGAGAUUACUGGAUCCAGGGAAUGCUGAGGAAAAAGUAUUGGGCUAAAAUUGAGGCUGCACUGAGCCAGAGAUGAAUGCUUCGAAGCAGAUAUAGGUUCCAUAAUAGACACUCCUAUGAAUUGGACGAAAGGCAGCCCGUGCAGUUGAGGUAUUGAAUUGUCAAGCGAAUGAAAGUUGAGAGAAAUACGAAUAGAGUAAGUGCACCUCAAUC